UCGAUCAAAGAGAAAAUUGCGGGACGUAGCAGCAAAUGCGCGAGACGUUUUUGGACCAAUUCUACAGUAAAGUGAUAAAAAUCUAAUUCAUACCCACGAUUUGUGUUUAUCCCCUCUGAACAAAAAACAAAAGAGAACCUUGGAUCUGCUGCAUUCUCUCCCAACCUUCUUCAACCUUGAACCAGGUCAAUCUCUUGCUAACGAAAACAAGAAGAAAGCUUUUAACUUUGCUGCUUACAAGAUUGUUGAAAAUCAAAAGAUGUCUUCAGCUGAGAUCAACAAGAAUGAAGUCGACAUUGUCAUUGGGGCUCUUAACGCUGACCUAACUCAGUUUCUGACCAGCUGGAAGUCCUUUUUCUCUGGUUUCCAUCUGAUUGUUGUCAAAGAUCCUGAGCUUAAGGAGGAACUCAACAUACCAGAAGGCUUUGAUGUAGAUGUCUACUCCAAGACUGACAUGGAAAAAGUUGUGGGCGCAUCCAAUGCCACCAUGUUCUCUGGUUAUUCUUGCAGAUAUUUUGGUUAUCUCGUAUCUAAAAAGAAGUACAUUGUCUCAAUUGAUGAUGAUUGUGUCCCGGCUAAAGAUCCCAAGGGGUUCCUGGUGGAUGCUGUGACUCAGCACGUGAUUAACCUCGAAAACCCUGCAACGCCUCUCUUCUUCAAUACCCUUUACGAUCCUUACUGUGAAGGAGCGGAUUUUGUUCGUGGAUACCCUUUCAGCCUCAGAAGUGGUGUCCCUUGUGCUGCAUCUUGUGGACUUUGGCUUAAUCUAGCUGAUCUUGAUGCUCCAACACAAGCUCUCAAGACAGAGCAAAGGAACACUGCAUAUGUUGAUGCGGUUAUGACUGUCCCUGCUAAGGCUAUGCUACCCAUAAGUGGAAUCAAUAUCGCUUUUAACCGCGAGUUGGUAGGUCCAGCUUUGGUGCCUGCACUCAGAAUCGCUGGAGAAGGGAAAGUGAGAUGGGAAACUCUUGAAGAUGUUUGGUGUGGGAUGUGUCUGAAACAUAUCUCUGAUCAUUUGGGUUAUGGUGUGAAAACCGGACUGCCUUAUGUCUGGAGAAACGAGAGAGGAGAUGCGGUGGAGAGUUUGAGGAAGAAAUGGGAAGGAAUGAAGCUGAUGGAGAAAAGUGUUCCCUUUUUCGAGUCACUGAAAUUGCCUGAGACUGCACUCAAAGUUGAAGAUUGUGUGAUUGAGCUUGCUAAGGCGGUGAGAGAGCAAUUAGGUUCAGAUGAUCCUGCCUUCACGCAAGCAGCUGAUGCUAUGGUUAAGUGGAUCCAGCUCUGGAAUUCUGUUAAUUCUAGCGGUUAAAGUUAAACUGAUGAAUCUAUCUCUUGAGGUUAGAUUCCUUUAUCACUCUUGAGGUUAGAUUCCUUUAUCACUUUAGGUUCCUUUAUCACUUCUACCAGAGAUUUUACCAAAGUCGUUUGCUCAAGUAUCAUCAUGUUUAUUUCUUUGUUUUUAUCUAAUUAUAAGCAAGCAUGUUUUUGAGUCUUUCAAUAAUGUAAACCUUGACUGAUGAAACCCAUCUGGUUCUCAACUUGAUGACAAUAUAUAUUGCGUCGCUUUUAA
Messenger RNA from Camelina sativa (false flax), 1567 nucleotides. The record is from RefSeq and is a predicted model, not a curated record. Lineage: Eukaryota; Viridiplantae; Streptophyta; Magnoliopsida; Brassicales; Brassicaceae.